GGAUUUGGGGUUUGCAACCCAUAGCAAAUAAAAGGGUUAAAGCCCGCCCGGCCCAAAAGCCAGUUUCCCCCUUCUUCUAGUUCUAAUAUUGGCGCUCACAAUUUUCAAGCCAUCACUCGCCGGCGCCAAUUCCAACUGCGCUUUAGAGAGAGAGAGAGAGAGAGAAACAUCGUUCGUAUCCGUGUCUGUGCCAGGGAGAAGAAACAAAUGGCGGACGCUUGUGAUCCGCUCGACUUUGAGUUUGAAGAGCCCAUUCAGUUUUCCCCUCCUCCACCGAAGAAAAAGAAGAAACUUAUUGGGUUGGAUGAUCUCUUGAAUGAUAUCCAGAAAGAGCAAAAGAGGCUUGAUGAGAAAAAAAUCAAACAAAAGAAGGGCCGAAAGAUUUUUGAUGCAGAUGACGAUGAUGAGGAUGCUGAAGAGGCGCUACUAUCAGAAUGUGUUGACAAGUGCGAGCAAGAGAUAAAUCGAAUAAAUGGUGAUGAACAAAUGCCCUUCUGGGGCAUACAGGUUUUUGGAGAUCAGGAGAAGUUGCCUCAGCAAGAACAUCCAGAACUGAAGAGUUCUGCUUUCAUGCAGUCAUUCACGAAGCAGAAGAUCAAUCCACUGCUGGAAUUAAACAUUGAGAAAGGUGAAGAUUUCCUUGAAGGAUUGUUGGCAGAUGGGUGGUUACUGCACCUUGUGCGUACCUCUGGCUGUGUUGAGAAAUCUAUUGCAACAUGGACAUUUAACUUAAUGUUAUAUUCAUCAAAGAUGUGGUUGAUGCAAGCUGCCUGUGACUUCUGGUCCGCUAUACUCUCAAUUAGAGAUAAGGCUGAUACUUCUAGCUUCAAGAUUGACUGGUUACCUAGGUAUUCAGAUCUGAAGAGAGCUCUCCAAACUUAUGGCUUUCUUUUUGAUUCAUCUCCUAAGUCUUCAUCAGACAUUGAGAUGGAUUCUUCUGAUUCCAUUACAGCAGGACCACCACAAAACAUUCGAUGUUGGAUAAAGUUUGUUGGUUUCUGUUGCCAAUUAAGGGAUGCAGAUAUAAUUGUCCCAACUCAAGAAGCAGAAGACUUGCUGGUUAUAAUCAUCUCUCUCUUUCUAGAUCGACAACUUGUAGGACUAGCUGUUAUAUUGCAUGAGAGCUUGCACUUAGUAGUAAAUUCCUUCAAAGAUGAGGAAUGGCCCAAUUGCUGUGAGAAAGUAGCUGAAUCUUUGGCCUCCAGAUUGCCUUGCAAUAUAAAUUGUUUGAGAGUGGUGGAGAGUAUUGCGGGAGUCAGUGGGAGAAGUAAGCAGCUUCGAAGUGCAGUGGCGCUACAAUUUCUUGCAACAAUUUUAAAAAAGAAGGUAAGUAACGCAAUGAAGAUCCUAAGAUCGCUAACUGCUGUAAAUGUUAAAGACAAGAACUGUGAUCUCUUCCAAAUGUAUAUAUGCUUGAGUCUGGCAGAGAACUGGAUAUUCUUUGACACCGCGUCAAAAGAUAAAGCAGUAAUACACGAGUUAUGGGGCACUUGUCUCCGUAAUUGCUCUUCUGGUAUCACCAUCACCGAUUUGAGGUCUUAUGCUUCAAACGUCCGCAGUAAAGCUUCAUAUCUUCUACAAAGCAGUGCAAAUAUGGUUUGAGUCUUUAACUCUGUUGGUGGGCUGAGUGGCACCGAUAUGAGAUCUCUAUUCCAAAACCAUAUCUCUUGGAAUAGAGGAUCUCGUCUAUGUGGCUCCACAUGGGGAAGGAUCGGAAAGCUUAGGGUGCAUCAACACAAUUCACGAGUGAUGAAUCAAGAAAAGCAUACAUGGAGGUUCCUUUUUGCUAUCAUCGUACAUUAAUGUUUAUAUUUCUCGUUUGUAUACUAAGGAUAUUCACAUUUGCAUAUACGAUCAAAGCCAGUCCAAUGUGUACUUCCAAUGUGUACUGCUAAACAACAUUGAUUUAAUUAUGAAACGUAGUUUUAUUGCUGGGAAAA
Molecule: messenger RNA, 1940 nt
Organism: Salvia miltiorrhiza (redroot sage)
Lineage: Eukaryota; Viridiplantae; Streptophyta; Magnoliopsida; Lamiales; Lamiaceae
Exons: 13
Coding region: 208-1602 (464 amino acids)
Source: RefSeq, a predicted model, not a curated record